Punctularia strigosozonata HHB-11173 SS5 is the source of this 387-nucleotide messenger RNA. RefSeq lists its product as uncharacterized. Lineage: Eukaryota; Fungi; Basidiomycota; Agaricomycetes; Corticiales; Punctulariaceae. The transcript has 2 exons. The record is from RefSeq and is a predicted model, not a curated record. Bases 1 to 387 code for a protein of 128 amino acids.
AUGGUGUUCGCGAUUGUUGCGGGUGUGUUGAUCAAUGACUCAGCGAUGCAUGUCAUCCUCCAGCCAGAGCAAAUCAUACAGCCGUCUUUAGACAUCACCAUUGGUGUGCUAGGCGUCGUCCAAUCCAUCCUUGUCGGAGUCAUCUUGGUCGUACGGUUGCAGGCAGUAUAUCCACCGGAUCUGGUUAACCGUUUGCACCGUGUUUGGGUACUGGGGAUCCCUAUAUUGCUGAAAGUGGCUCGCAUCAUCAACUUAGCCUUAUUUAUCAAAGCCCUCAGCGACGACACCAACAAUCGCGAUACUGCACUGCAAGAAAUCGCAGAGACCUCAGCAAAGGCACCUUACCUCAAGAUAGAAUGGUUCAUGGAGCUGUUCGACAAUGACUGA